AUGACAAUCUCCCACCUUCUGGUCGGAGAUAAAGUCGACGAAGAACCCCGAAAGCUGGUGCAGACUACUUUUGAGUGUCUUCAACAGGCGAUUGCCUUCGUGAAACCUGGCGUAAAGUUCCGCGAAAUCGGAAACGCCAUUCAGAAGCACGCCAAUGCGAACGGAUUCUCGGUAGUUAAAGGAUACUGUGGACAUGGGAUUCAUCGUCUCUUCCAUAUGGCACCAAAUGCUCCACAUUAUGCUAAAAACAACGCCACAGGAGUGAUGAAAGCUGGAAACUCGUUUACCAUCGAACCAAUGAUCAACGCCGGAACCUUUAACGAUGACAAGUGGCCAGAUGACUGGACCGCCGUUACGAGGGAUGGGAGAAGAUCUGCUCAAUUCGAACAAACCCUACUGGUCACCAUCUAUGGUUCAUGA
Messenger RNA from Caenorhabditis briggsae, 420 nucleotides. The transcript is spliced from 3 exons. The record is from RefSeq and is a predicted model, not a curated record. The coding region runs from base 1 to 420 and encodes 139 amino acids. Lineage: Eukaryota; Metazoa; Nematoda; Chromadorea; Rhabditida; Rhabditidae.